AUGAAUGGUUUAGUUGAGAGACAAAACCAAGGUAUUCUCAGGGUUCUCCGCAUUGCGAAGGCAACGAAUAGCGAUUGGCGCAAAGCUAUAAAAGAUUACGUGUACAUGUACAACACUAGUCCUCAUUCUAUUACGGACCAACCUCCUAUGGAAUUAAUGACUGGGCGACCGGUAAAGGAUUUAAUACCAAGUUUCAGAACGGAUGCAAAUUGUAAUCGAAAUGAAGAUGUUCGAGAAAAGGAUGCAAUCAAGAAACUUCAAGGAAAGAUUUACGCGGAUGAGAAAAGACAUGCAAAACCCUCAGAAAUCAACGUUGGCGAUUUCGUGAUGCUCAAAAAUUAUGAAACCGGUAAGCUAGAGCCAAAGUUUCGUUUAGAGAAAUUCACCGUCGUGAAGAAAAACGGAAACGACACCGUUGUCGUCAAUGGGGAUGGAGUAAUGUACCGUCGAUCCGUUACUCAUUUAAGGAAGUGGCCUUCAACAAACAACGAUACAGCGGAGUCAUUGCCACAAAGACCUUUGAGCCUAGAGGGAAACAAAGAUCUAAAGGAAAAUGAUAAACGAGUACUGGAGGAUAUGGAGACUGACGAACCUGAAGCAGCAUCAAAACGACCAACUAGAACAAAAAAACUUCCAGAAAGGUUCAGAUAA
This is a messenger RNA of Armigeres subalbatus, 651 nucleotides long. RefSeq lists its product as uncharacterized. Lineage: Eukaryota; Metazoa; Arthropoda; Insecta; Diptera; Culicidae. Bases 1 to 651 code for a protein of 216 amino acids. The transcript has a single exon. Gene Ontology annotation, molecular function: nucleic acid binding. The record is from RefSeq and is a predicted model, not a curated record. Gene Ontology annotation, biological process: DNA integration.